Cooperia oncophora is the source of this 351-nucleotide messenger RNA. The record is from the annotation of a GenBank genome assembly. NCBI's taxonomy places the organism in Eukaryota, Metazoa, Nematoda, Chromadorea, Rhabditida, Trichostrongylidae.
UUGAGUGAUUUACAGGUAUUCCGAGAAGAAGCUACUUUCGACGAAGCAGAAAGGCGAUGUGUUUCGUUUGGAGGGCAUUUGGCAUCGAUCCACAGUGACGAGGAAAACGAAUUCGUUUAUGGGUUAGCAACAAGAGGAAGGCCAGUGAAAGACGUUCACGAGCUCACAUGGAUCGGCCUACGAAAGCACCCCUGGCCGAAGGACUGGUUAUGGACUUGGACCGAUAGAAGUCCCUCGCUUUACACGAGGUGGUCUCCCAAGCAGCCGGACAAUUCAGAAUACAAGGUUGCUGCCGCAGUUGAUCAGCGAAAACACGAACCACCCCAGCACGAAGGAAAAGUUCUGGAAUGA